Molecule: messenger RNA, 806 nt
Organism: Zea mays
Lineage: Eukaryota; Viridiplantae; Streptophyta; Magnoliopsida; Poales; Poaceae
Product: Bowman-Birk type wound-induced proteinase inhibitor WIP1
Exons: 2
Coding region: 251-520 (89 amino acids)
Cellular component (GO): extracellular region
Molecular function (GO): serine-type endopeptidase inhibitor activity
Source: RefSeq, marked validated
AUGCAUGCACUCAGCUCCACGACUCGAUCGAUCUACUGGCAGUGACUCGCGUAACACGUGUUUUUUCAAAUAAAAAAAGAUAGAUGCCAGUCCCGGUGCACAUGGCAUGUGUCCCGGCCCGAUCGAUCAGGACACACCCGGCCUAUAUAUUGAGUACCUAGUUACGUGUGCUUCUCAGCAGUGACGAACUCGAAGCUUGCGUUCUUGUAGUAGAGGUCGGCAGCAAGCGGUAGAGCGAGAGGUCGAGAAGAUGAAGAGCAGCACUCUGUUGGCGAUCCUAGUUCUCCAGGCCCUUCUGGUCUCUGCGGCCGUGGCCAAAGGACCUGCAGGGCCGACGACGAAGAAGCAGUGCUGGUGCGGCGAGUGCACCAGCUGGUCGGGCGUGUGGACCUGCGACGACCUCCUCACCAAGUGCGCCGCCACCUGCAAGAACUGCGUCCCCGUGUCCACGGACAAGGGCACCACCAAGUACAGGUGCCGCGACUUCCUCCCCGAAAACUGCGGCUGCAAGAUCCACUAGACUCAUCCACAGCGGCACAGCCGAUGGAUCCUUCCAUGCUCCUCCGUCCGUCCGCCUUGCUAUAAGCAGGCAGGCAGCCACCAAUAAGCUAGCUCUUGCUGUUGUUUUGCAUGUUUGAUUGGGUGUCCCUUCCCAGUCGAGAUGGAAUAAAAUAAAUGUCAGGCGCACGUACAGAUGUGUUAUUACGAUAUUUCUCCCCUACAAAUAAAAACUCGAUUUGUGGGGUUAACACUGUCCCCUAGUAUUACAAUUAAAAAAAAGAUGUUAUCACGCAUGUUAAGAAAAC